Lasiodiplodia theobromae is the source of this 201-nucleotide messenger RNA. RefSeq lists its product as uncharacterized. NCBI's taxonomy places the organism in Eukaryota, Fungi, Ascomycota, Dothideomycetes, Botryosphaeriales, Botryosphaeriaceae. The record is from RefSeq and is a predicted model, not a curated record. Bases 1 to 201 code for a protein of 66 amino acids. The transcript has a single exon.
AUGCCCGCCCUUGACCUCGCGAAUCUGGGGGCGGUGGCGACGACGACGACGUACCACCGGCUGGUCAAGCGCAAGAACUGGGCUGCGCGCGAGCCCGGCGUCAUCCUCGUCUUCUGCAUCAUCGGCGCCAUCGCCAUCCUGCUGAUUUCUCUGUUCACCUGGAAGAAGAUCCAGCAGAGAAGGGUGGCCAAGGCUGGCUAG